CUUCUUCCCCGACCAUCCAUCCUCUCAACUACAUACAGCCCGCCAAGUCAAUUCCGCUCUCUGAUCACUGCAGGACCUCGUCCUUUAUUCACCACCGCCCACCAUUUCAUCCAUAUUCACCCGUCUAUUCGGCAGCUUCAUUGCUCGCCCUGUUUCUCCCGGCACCAUGUCCGCUGCAAAAGUGAAGGCCCAGGAAAUCAUCGCCGACAACAACGUUGUCGUCUUCUCCAAAUCCUACUGCCCGUACUGUAAAGCCACCAAGUCGUUGCUCACCGAGUUCGGCGCUCCUUACUAUGUGCUAGAAUUGGAUCAGAUCCAGGACGGCUCUGCUAUCCAGGACGCGCUCGAGGAAAUCACUAACCAACGCUCCGUCCCCAAUAUCUUCAUCAAGCAGCAGCAUAUUGGCGGAAACUCUGAUUUGCAGGCGCGCAAGGCCGACUUGCCGCAGUUGUUGAAGGAUGCGGGGGCUUUGUAAACACAGAACACUAUCGAUGACUGGAAUUUAAAUUAUGCAAUUUGGGAGGACGUAUUUUUGAUAUAUAGGUUUAGGAUAGGAAUGACAUCACUGCUUACAUGUA
Molecule: messenger RNA, 578 nt
Organism: Talaromyces proteolyticus
Lineage: Eukaryota; Fungi; Ascomycota; Eurotiomycetes; Eurotiales; Trichocomaceae
Product: putative glutaredoxin Grx1
Exons: 3
Coding region: 167-475 (102 amino acids)
Biological process (GO): cellular response to oxidative stress
Cellular component (GO): nucleus; cytoplasm
Molecular function (GO): glutathione disulfide oxidoreductase activity
Source: RefSeq, a predicted model, not a curated record